AUGCGACGAGCGCCAGGUUGUAACGCUCUGCAUGCUAAAUGGGUGCAUAAAACGAAGGUAACUGUCAAUGCUAUUCUGGAGCGGCUCAAGGCGCAACUCGGGGCCUGUGGAAAUUAUCAAGUGCUCGGAGUCGACUACGGACUCACGUUCGCAGCAGUGAUGGACUCCUCGACCGUAAAGUUUUUCCUCGCGCUUGCUGAUACGUGGGGGGUGCCUGCCAAUCAUGGCGACAUUCCCAACGCAUACGUCAAGGCGGACAAAGAGGCGCACUUGCGGAUCUACGUACAGCUGCCGCUCGGCAUUUGUGUGUCUAGUGCGACGCUACGAAAACACUGCAAGCUUGAAAGAGCUCGUGCCUGA
Peronospora matthiolae is the source of this 360-nucleotide messenger RNA. NCBI's taxonomy places the organism in Eukaryota, Oomycota, Peronosporomycetes, Peronosporales, Peronosporaceae. The record is from the annotation of a GenBank genome assembly.